CUGGAUUCGGCCACAUGUUCAGAUAAUAGAUAACAACGACUCCAACCCCCAAACAAAAAGAAAAGGAAAAAAAGCCGUUGGUUUGCAUUAUUCUCUCGUGAGGAGACGGCCCUUUUCACAGACGAAAGAAACCUUGAGUUGACAGCCCAGCCGCACCACGAGACAAGAUGACAGCACAGGCGUACAACCUUUGGGUCGGCGGCCAGGAGAAACCGGGACAUGCAGAGGGGAUCCCGGUUGAAGACCCCGCGACGGGUGAGGUUUUUGCCCACUGUCACGCGGCAUCGCCUCAAGAUGUCGACGAGACCAUCCGCCUCGCGCACGACACUUUCAAGGCCGGAACGUGGUCCAGGCUGCCGCGCCACGUCCGGGCCGACGUCCUCGACAGGACGGCAGAGCUCCUGACGGCGGAGCUGCCCCAGCUGAUCCCCCUCGAGGUGCGCCAGACGGGACGCGCGAUACGCGAGAUGCGCGCGCAGGUUCCAACGCUGGUCAAGUGGUUCAAGUACUACGCGGCGCUGCUGCGCACCGAGGAGCGCGCGGUGCUGCCGACGGUGGGGAAGCUGCACAACUGGGUCGACCGCGUGCCGCUGGGCGUCGUGGUGCAGAUCACGCCCUUCAACCACCCGCUGCUCAUCGCCGUCAAGAAGCUGGCGCCCGCCCUCGCCGCGGGCAACAGCGUCGUCGUGAAGCCGAGCGAGCUGACGCCCCUCACGACGCUGCUGCUCGGCGGCAUCCUCAAGAGGGCGGGCGUGCCCGACGGCGUCUUCAGCGUGCUGCCCGGCUACGGCGCCACGACGGGCAGGUCCCUCGUCGAGCACCCGCUCGUCCGCAAGGUCGACGUCACGGGCGGCACGGCAGCGGGCAGGGCCAUCGGGACCAUCGUCGGCGGCAACCUGGCGCGGUACACGGCGGAGCUGGGCGGCAAGGCGCCGCUGGUCGUGUUCGAGCAGGCCGACGUCGACGUGGCCGUCAAUGGCAUCGCGUUCGGGUCCUUCAUCGCCAGUGGCCAGACGUGCGUCGCUAGCACGAGGAUUCUCGUCCAGGAGAGCAUCCUGCCGGCCGUGCUGGAGAAGCUCAAGGCUAAAGCCGAGUCCAUCACGCGGCGCAUGGGGUCGCCGAGCAACGAGCAGUCCAUGAUGGGCCCGCUGAUCUCGGCGAAGCAGCUGCAGAACGUCGAGGCGCUCGUCGACGAGGCGGUCACCGGCGGCGAGGGCGCAGCGUUCACGGGCGGGCGUCGCAUGUCUGGGACGAGCAGCCUCGACGGUAUCGACUUUAGCAAGGGCUACUUCUUCGAGCCGACGGUGCUCGUGUCGGCGGGGGGCGGUGGUGACAUCCUCAAGACGCGCAUCUGGCGCGAGGAGGCGUUUGGGCCGGUGGUGGUGGUGGCGCCCUUCCGGACGGAGGGCGAGGCCAUCGCGCUUGCCAACGACAGCGACUUCGGGCUGGGGGCGGGCGUCUGGACGCGCGACGUGGCGCAGGCGUUUCGGGUGUCGGAGCAGAUAGACGCGGGCAUCGUGUGGGUGAACACGCAUCACCGAAACGACCCCAGCAGUCCGUGGGGCGGCGCAAAGAGUGCGAGCGGCGUCGGCAGCGAGAACGGCGUCGAUGCGUACCACGCCUACACGACGACCAAGAGCACCAUCAUCAGCUUCGCGAGCCCGGACGAGGCGCUGGCGGCGGACGACUGGUUCCGCGAGGGGGCCGGCGAUGUGCGGUACGGCUAGGCCAGGCUUGUUUUCCCUUCUCCUCUCAAUAUUCCUACCUACAUCUCACAUCUAUGCAUUAUACCUAUCUACCUACUACCUACACACAUUCGACAUACCUGACUAUGCAUAACCACCACAUCCGUUGUCGAUUCAACCCGGUCAAGGAAGGCUUGAGUUGUGAGUGAGGAAGAGGGAACAGACAGUGGAAGAGACGAUGACGCCAUGUUCCUCUCAUGUUCGGGGAUGAAGUCAAGGGCCUGUUUGUUUCAGAGGAAAGUGUUGAACAUGCUGUCAGUGCGGCGUAUGCAUGCAUGCAUGCAUGUUCUUGUUGCAAACCAAACGAAACGACUUGUCAACGAGGUGUGUCUCAGACUCCAGAUCCCGAUGUAGGUGCAGCAUAUGCAGAUGACUUGGUUUGAACGAGUCAACAAAAACAGAAACAAAAGCUCAGCCUAUCUAUA
Colletotrichum destructivum is the source of this 2170-nucleotide messenger RNA. Its product is annotated as Putative aldehyde dehydrogenase domain, aldehyde/histidinol dehydrogenase. The transcript has 3 exons. Lineage: Eukaryota; Fungi; Ascomycota; Sordariomycetes; Glomerellales; Glomerellaceae. Bases 168 to 1727 code for a protein of 519 amino acids. The record is from RefSeq and is a predicted model, not a curated record. Gene Ontology annotation, molecular function: aldehyde dehydrogenase (NAD+) activity.